GUGAUCCUUGCUUGUGAAAAUGAAUGCUAUAAAUGCAAUUGUGCAUUUAGCCAAUAAUGCCGACCCAGCGCGACGUAGAAAGCUCUACCGCCAACGAAGCAACCCAUUCGAUUUGCGGGACCUAAAUUUUAAAAUAAAAUAUAGGUUCAAUAAGGACACAGUGCGCACCAUCAUAGAUUUGGUGGAAGAUGAUCUGGUUCAGAGCGCUAGAGGUGGUGGCACGUGUCCUGAACUGCAAGUUUUAGUGGCCAUAAGAUGUUGGGGACGUCGUGAGGUACAAGAUGAUGCUGGUGACCUCCAUGGCCUAAGUCAGCCGACAGUGAGCCGGAUAUGCGCCAGAGUCGCGCAUGCAAUCGCGAAUAAGGCAAAUUCCUUCAUCAAAAUGCCUAUCACUAUAGGAGAGCAGGAAAGAAUUAGUGCCAAAUUUAGAGCAAUUAAAAAUUUUCCUGGGGUGAUAGGAGCCAUAGAUUGCACCCACAUUAAAAUUAAAAAAACCGGAGGUGACAUGGCCCAGUACUAUAUUAAUAGAAAAGGCUAUUAUUCCCUGAAUGUUCAGGUUGUCUGUGAUGCUGACCUCAAAAUAAUGGAUAUAGUGGCUAGAUGGCGAGGCAGUACACAUGACAGUCGAAUUUUUAUGGAGAGCAAUAUAAAACAACGAUUUGAGGAUAGGCAGUUUAGAGGACGCCUUAUUGGCGAUUCGGGCUACCCUCUUCUGCCAUAUCUAUUUACACCUAUUUUAAGGCCUAGUCGUCCAGAAGAAGAAGCAUACAAUAAUGCUCACAUCUCAACUAGGAACACUGUUGAAAGGUGUUUUGGGGUGUGGAAGCAGCGGUUCCAAUGCCUACUCCAUGGCUUACCAGUAAGCCUCCAAAAUGGAAAAGCUGUGAUCAUAGCAUUGGCUGUAUUACAUAAUAUAGCCAUUGAUAUGAAUGACACAUUGUUAGAACAACAUAUGGAGCAGGUCCCUGUAACUCCGCAACUUUCGACGGAGAACAGUGUUCACGACAACCGACCUUCAUUGUUGAGGCGUAGGUCGCAGUUGAUACUACAAAAUUUUAUAAAUCAACAUUUUUGAAUGAUACUGUUCCUGGC
This is a messenger RNA of Ostrinia nubilalis (European corn borer), 1092 nucleotides long. RefSeq names its product putative nuclease HARBI1. The record is from RefSeq and is a predicted model, not a curated record. The coding region runs from base 20 to 1075 and encodes 351 amino acids. NCBI's taxonomy places the organism in Eukaryota, Metazoa, Arthropoda, Insecta, Lepidoptera, Crambidae. The transcript is spliced from 5 exons.